AUGUUUUCAAAAAAAGGCUCGUCGCCAAGGAUGAGUGGAAAUCCUAUUGGAUCAGAGCCGAAUCUUCAUCCCGUUCGGUCCCAAGUUCAUGUUGAUGAUAUGGGGAUCCAACUGAUUCUUUCGAACCAGGACAUCACAGUUAAUAUCGAUCAUGUUAUCGACAAUGAUGAGGCUAUGAUCAUUGCUAUGGGGUACAAACCUGAAUUCAAGCGUGAGUUCUCGUUGUUGACGGUAUUUGCCGUAUCAUUUUCGGUUUUGGGGUUACUACCAUCUAUAGCGGCAUGUUUUGAGUACCAACAAGCGGCUAUUGGUAUUUCGCCUGUUCCUUGGUUGGUGGCGGUCAUAUUUGUCACGCUGGUGGCGUUAUCAUUAGCUGAGGUGGCUCUGGCAUUCCCGGUUUCACUGGGGACUCCUUAUGCUGUAUCAAUGCUUUCCCCUCCUAAAUAUCAAGCACUUUUGACCUGGUUAACUUGUUGGUCAAAUUGGCUAUGCCAGAUCACUGCUGCGCCCGCUUGCAAUUACUCCGGAGCUCUGAUGAUUUUGGCUCUCUAUCUGUACACCAACAGUGAUUAUCUGCCCAGUACAGGUGAAGUAUAUGCGUUGACCUUGGGUAUUUGUGUCGUGCAUCUGUUUAUUUCCUCAUUGCCCACUAAAUGGUUAGCUCAAUUCAAUGCCCUCGGGACCACUUGCAACAUUUUGUUCUUGGCGGUAGUUUUCAUCAUGAUUCUUGCUGGGAACAAACGAACUGAAAUGUACGACAACACCAUUCCCAAGUUCAACUCGAACUCAACUGCAUGGGCAUUGACCAACCUUACGGAUUUUCCUACCGGGAUCUCAUUCUUGAUUUCAUUUUUGGGUGUGAUCUGGUCUAUGUCAGGGUACGAUUCCCCCUUCCACCUUGCCGAAGAAUGCUCCAAUGCUGCAGUAGCCGCCCCAAGAGCUAUUGUCCUUACCUCGCUGGUCGGGGGUCUCAUUGGGUUUAUUUUCAUGAUUGCCAUAGCAUAUACUUGCGUUGAUAUUGAGGAAGUGAUGGCAGAUCCUGAAGGGUUAGGCCAACCAUUCGUCACUUACUUGUCGCAGUUUCUUAAGAGAGAAAUGGUGCUUGCAGCAGUAGCACUCACAAUUGUUUCGUCGUUCUUCAUGGGGUGUUCAUGCAUGUUAGCUGCUCUGAGAGUGACGUUUGCGUAUUCAAGAGACGGGAUGUUUCCGGGACUGAAAUGGUGGAAAAAGGUGAACCCCAUUACACAAACUCCCAUUAAUGCUGUGUGGAUUAAUUGGUUGCUCGGACAAUUAUUAUUGUUGAUCAUGUUUGGCGGAGACACUGCCAUCGGUGCCAUAUUUUCAGUUGGGGGUAUUGCGGGGUUCGUUUCCUUCACGAUGCCCACGUUACUUAAAAUCACAUAUGCUCGGCACACAUUCAAGCCCGGUCCAUGGAACUUGGGUCGCUGGUCGACUCCGAUUGGGAUAGUUUCUGUUGCAUUUGUGACCUUAAUGAUUCCAAUUCUCUGUUUCCCUACGGACACGGGUUCUGAUCUUACACCGUCAAGUAUGAAUUGGACUGUGGUAGUCUACUUCGGACCGAUGUUAUUAUCAUUGGUAUAUUACUUUGCUGCAGCCCGCAAAUGGUACGUGGGGCCAAAGUCAAACUUGGAUGAGAAUGACAUUGUCUACGGUAAUGAGGCCCCGCAAUCAGAAUUGUCGAGCUCUGAAAAUGACUUGAAAGGCAACAUUGUGAAGGUUGAUGAACAAUCUAUUUAA
Diutina rugosa is the source of this 1758-nucleotide messenger RNA. RefSeq names its product Gpt1p (gene GPT1). NCBI's taxonomy places the organism in Eukaryota, Fungi, Ascomycota, Pichiomycetes, Serinales, Debaryomycetaceae. The transcript has a single exon. The record is from RefSeq and is a predicted model, not a curated record. Gene Ontology annotation, molecular function: transmembrane transporter activity. Gene Ontology annotation, biological process: transmembrane transport. Gene Ontology annotation, cellular component: membrane. Bases 1 to 1758 code for a protein of 585 amino acids.